AAAUAUUUUUUAUCUUCUGGAGGCGUAAGUACAGAAAAAUAGACUAAACUUUAUUGUAAAUUGAACGCUAUACUCAUUGGAAUAAUAUUAGGGUGUCGAAUUUAAACAYGCUUGUCAUUUGACUCCAAGACAACCAGCGAAAAGAUCCAUACUUUCGACUGUGAUAAAAGGGCACCUUAAUAUUGACAAUGUUUUCUCCUCAAACCGKGGCUUCUUUCCGUCUGUUUUUGAAGUUUAAGCUGCUUCAGUUCUUAASCAAAAGUGAGAUGAAACUUUUGAGUGUUUAUCAAAGCUUACCGAGCGCACGAAGAAGAGGCUCUUCGCUGUUUCCAGAGUGAUCGAAGUGAGCAGGAAAAAUGCAGUUCCCUCGAUGUUGUUGACUUUAUCGCCAUCUGCUAGAAAGGAUCAAAUCACAUCCGGCCAUCGCUCAGUUCWGCUACACAUUCGUCCUUUUAACUUUACGUCCAUUGAAAACAUUUAACGUUAUCGAACCUAGUGUUGUGAUUCGCUUUUGAAAAUUUCAAGUGGAGCAAACCGAAAUUGAACAGGAAUUCAACACGACGAUGGACGAUAGUUGUGAGAUAUAGUYAACAAUGACUCUAUAUAAAUAAGACAACGGCAAUGACUGAUCCAGCAAAUGACACAGCAAGCCUCUCAGAGUCGCAAAAAUUGAGGAAACGGCUCCCAGAAAUCCCUCCAGAAGAGCUUGCAAAGCAUGGCGACAUCAAGAUCUCUCAUGAAUUACCAGCAGAGGUUCAAGCACAGCUGAAACGCCGCCAGUUCAGAAACAGCUCUCAUAAGAGAUCCAGGUCACUAUCAGGUAUCGAAGGGCUUUAUGAACAGCCUGAUAUUCAGCAAACUGAUAAAGACAGUGUUGAAUCAAAGAAGGAGAACUUGAUGCCUGUUACAAUUAACAACAAUGCUGUUUCAAUGCCCACCACUCCAGUGAUAACAAGGAGGAGCAGUGAUGGUGGAAGGUCAACUGAAGCUAAAGAUCAAGAAAUCCUCAAGGAAUUACGAUGGCAUUACAAACAGUACAUAAAAGCAUCUAAACGGAAAAAAGAAAAAAGUAUUGAGGCAGGGACUGAUACAGAUAGGGUGCUAAGUGCUGUUCAGGUGCUUCUCAAUGAGGACAAAAAUAACCAGAUAAGCACUGACCGUUGUAACAGAUGUUCACGACAAGUAGAAAUCCUUGAGCGUGUUGCCGUGGAGAACCACGUUUUUCACAAGACCUGCUUUGUUUGUGCUAUUUGUGGAUCGUGGCUCAACCACUUCAACUACUGCUUUGUUCCUGAUCAUGAUAAAUUCUAUUGUGUCCAACAUUAUCAAGAUAUUGAGAGUGCCUCGGUAGGCCUUGAUGAACAGAUACGGCAUGCAUUAGGGAUUGGUCCUGGAGUGCAGCAGCAGUUUCACUAUGUGCCAGACAGUGUUGAUAACAAACCAAAAGAUAACAAAUCAGUAAGCAAAGCGCAAAGCUCUAUUGAUAUCAUGAAAGAAAAGAUAACCUUACUCAGCAAACGAGGGAAAAAACUUGAGAAGAAAAGCAACAAGCUCAGAAAACAAAUCGACACGUUCAAAGGGAAUGACCUUGAGAAAGGGCAACUGUGGCAAGAAUGGUUUGAAAGUGAACGUGACAAGAACAGUACUUUUAGAAGGGAAGCAGAGCUAACUUUUAGAGUUCGAGAGCUGGAACUUUCUGAAAAGUAUCUUGAACUUGAAAAAAAGUUGAGAGCUAUCACUGAAAAAACUGACAACAUAAAAACAGAAUAUGACAAAUCAAAUGAGAAGGAAUUGCUCCAAGAAAUGUUGGUUGUUGUUGAAAAAAGGGAACACUUGAUUGCUGAAAUGGAAGCUGCAAAGCUAAAAUAUGCUGAGGAAGAUAAAGUUUUACAGAAGCAAAAAGACGAGAUAGGAAUCAAUCAGCCUGACUUAGUGAAACAGGCGUCUGCUGCAGACAGCGAAGCCAAGAAAGUCUCAGAAGCUGUAAAACAAGCACCAGCAACAAUCAAGAAACACUCACCUUUAGGGUGCUGUGUUCUACUGUAAACCAUAUUUGUAAUCGACUUUCAACGUGUUUGGCGUCACUGGAAAAAAUCGCAGGUUGUGAAUUUGAUGUAAAUAUGAUGUAAUUGUCCAAAAUGAUGAAAAUUUCAUGUAAAUCAUUUACAUCAAAUUUACAUCAUAUAUAUCACAUUUACAUCAAAUUGACAUCAUUUACAUCAAAUUGAAAUCAUUUUGGACACUUACAUCAUAUUUACAACCUUUAAAGUGAGCGAUUUUUUUCCGGUGCGUUAUUCAGAAACCAGAAAGGGCUAAGUCUAAUCUCGUGGGAGAGAAAGCCAACUAGAGCGUCAAGGUUAAUUUAAGACUUUGUUAUAAACUCGCCGAGGGUAAGACGUAGGUAGCCAUCAAAGUCAUUAGAUGCUCAGUGGUAUGUUUGCUGUAAGUUAAUGUUGUUUCAUCCGGUAUGGAUAUUGUUGAGAAUUAAAACAAUUUCGCUUAUA
This is a messenger RNA of Exaiptasia diaphana, 2504 nucleotides long. RefSeq names its product F-actin-monooxygenase MICAL1. The coding region runs from base 622 to 2046 and encodes 474 amino acids. Gene Ontology annotation, cellular component: plasma membrane; actin cytoskeleton. The record is from RefSeq and is a predicted model, not a curated record. The transcript has 9 exons. Gene Ontology annotation, molecular function: actin filament binding. NCBI's taxonomy places the organism in Eukaryota, Metazoa, Cnidaria, Anthozoa, Actiniaria, Aiptasiidae. Gene Ontology annotation, biological process: actin filament bundle assembly.